Cavenderia fasciculata is the source of this 1479-nucleotide messenger RNA. It is a transcript of the gene CYP508C1, whose product is annotated as cytochrome P450 family protein. Bases 1 to 1479 code for a protein of 492 amino acids. Gene Ontology annotation, molecular function: heme binding; monooxygenase activity; oxidoreductase activity, acting on paired donors, with incorporation or reduction of molecular oxygen. The record is from RefSeq and is a predicted model, not a curated record. The transcript is spliced from 6 exons. NCBI's taxonomy places the organism in Eukaryota, Evosea, Eumycetozoa, Acytosteliales, Cavenderiaceae.
AUGUUUCUCCAAAUACUGUUAAUAUUUAUUUUAUAUAUUGUUGUAAACUUUAUCCAAAAAAAUAGGAAAUCAUCAUCCAAUGAACCUCCUAGUGCAUUUUCGAUAGAGUGGCCUUUGGUAGGUAGUUUGUUUAGAUUAGGAAUCCGUCCUCAUCAAACUCUUACAAAAUGGGCAGAGAAAUCAGGUCCAAUCUUUAAGUUCUAUAUGGGUGAUUAUAAAACUGUUUGUGUUAGUGACCCUCAAAUGAUUAGAGAAAUAUGGCAUAUCAAUAUGGAUAAUUUUCAUGAUGUUCCAGCAAUCCCUACCAUGAGAGUUGUAUCUGGUGAUUUUAGUAAUAUCGCUAUGGCAAGAGAAUAUAGAUGGAGAAGAAACAGAAACCUUUGUGCCAAUACAUUUUCAAAGAUGAAUUUAAAGACUACAUCUCCUCCAGUCUUAAACAAUCAGUGUAAACUUUUGAUGAAAUAUAUUGAUAAGAUUUAUGAAAGUGGUUCAUUGUUUAAAGUACAAGAAUUUAUGAAAAGAUAUUCUGUAAACAUUAUAUUAGAGGUUGUAUUUUCAUCAAAGAUGGAUUAUGAAGACAAAAGAUUGGAUAAAUUGAUCCAAUUAACCAACCAGAACUUUGUUAAUAACCAAACAGGUAAUAUUAUGGAUGUAGUGAGUAUCUUGCAACCAUUCUAUUAUAUCUGGAUAAAGUAUAUUACAGGUGUUCCAGUUGAUGGUUUAAAGGCCUACAUGAAUGAAUUAUUACAAGAACAUAAAAAAGAUUUAAAUCCUGAAAAACCAAGAGAUUUAUAUGAUCAAAUUAUAUUAGAUUAUGGUGAUGAAGAUGUAGAGGGAAUUCUUAGACUUGGAGUUGAUUUAUAUUUGACAGGUGUUGAAGCAGGUGCAGUAGCAAUGGAGUGGGUUCUAUUGUAUGUGACCAAUUAUCCAGAGAUUCAACAAAAGGUGUAUGAGGAGUUGAAAAAGGUAUUGGCCGAUGAUGUUGACGAUAGUGAUAAUAAUGGUAUGAUCAAUCUAAAGCAUCGUAUCAACUGUCCAUACACUUUAGCAGUCAUUAAAGAAGUGAUGAGAGUAGCACCUGCUGCGGUGUUUGGGUUACCAAGAAUUGCAAAGGAAGAUGUAGAGAUUGGAGGAUACACAGUCACCAAAGGAACACAAGUAAUGAUGAAUCUUCACAGUACACACCAUGACAAACGUUUCUAUGAAGAUCCUUAUGUAUUUGAUCCCAACAGAUGGUUGUUUGAAGACGACAACAAUAGAAAGGCAAACAAUAUGGCUUUCUUACCUUACGGCGUCGGUCCUCGUUCUUGUAUCGGUCAACAUCUAUCCAAUGACUUUAUGUUUAUAGGUAUUUCCAAUAUACUAUUAAACUACAAUUUAACAUCACCAAAUGGUCAAAAUCAUUUAAUUGAUGAUACUCCAAUAUUUGGGUUAACAGUUAGAUCAAAACCAUUCUCUGUAAAGUUAGAAAAAAGAUAA